Messenger RNA from Copidosoma floridanum, 2185 nucleotides. RefSeq lists its product as uncharacterized. The record is from RefSeq and is a predicted model, not a curated record. NCBI's taxonomy places the organism in Eukaryota, Metazoa, Arthropoda, Insecta, Hymenoptera, Encyrtidae.
UUACAUAGUAAAUGUAAGCGUAAACCCAUCUCUCCAAUUUUUUUUUUAAAUUUGUGUGGCCACUUGCACGCAUUUCCAUCUCUUUUAUUGUGUACUACAUUGGAAAAAAGAAUUAAUUUCAGUACACCUCAGGACUUGGGUGUUUUCGAUCGGCUGAUCGGCUCAACUGCAGUAUAUAUAUAUAUAUGUAUAUAUAUAAAUGACAUUACCUACUUCGUGUGAGAAAGAUGCUAUAUUAUGGGUGAAUGCAGCACAGCAUACAAGCUUUUAACUUAACUCUUAAGUCUUUAAACUAGUAGUCUGGCACGUACACCUUAAUUUCUAUUGUUCUGGUGAAAAUAUGCAUGUGGCUGCAAAAUUUCACAGUGAAAGUUACUCUACCCAUUUCUGAGUGUACAACUACACUGCUCACAAUCGACGAAUUUCAGCUUCUUCAAUGCUCUAUGUGGUACAAAAAUUUUUUAGGUGAUAGUGAAGGACAACUGCAUAAUAUAUUCACGUGCCAAUAACGUCUGAUUACUUAAGUAAGCGUACCUUUGGUCAUUAAACAAUGGAAGAGGAGGAGGACUGGGAUACUCCUUCAACCCCUGCUGCAAAACCCCCAGCAGUAACACCAACAGUUACAACAUCAACUACAACAGCACCACAGCAAAGUAGUAGUAGUAAUACCUCAACAGAUAAUACUCUACAAACUUUGAAAAUUACGGAUGGUUACAAGUACAGUUAUGAAGCUCUAGCAAGUCCAGCUAAUGUUGAAGACUGGGUAGAUCCUCCUACAUAUGAAAGCUCAAAGCGGAUUCUUAAUGGAUUUACUCAAAGUAAUUCAUUUAGGGAUAAUAAUAAGCCAUACAGGAGUGACAGAAGUGAUAAUUAUAAAAGGUUUGAUAAGCGCAACACUAGUUAUUCAAACCCCUCUGGAGACUUCGUAGCACCUAAGCCUAGGUACUCCAGGCCUGUGCCCAAUGUCAAUCCAAAUGAUUGGGAUGCACCUGUAAAUAAUACACCUCCUCCUCCAAUUAAUGGAUCAUGGAAUGAUAAUGUUCAUGUUCCAAUCACCAAUCCAGUGGAAGAUGACUGGGAUGCUCCAGGAGGGGGAACUCCAAAAUCAAUUACAAAUCGCAAAUCUACUCCAGUACCAAUAUUUAAUCCACCAGUUACUGCAAAACCAAUUGCUUCCAAAGAUGUAGAAGAGGAUUGGGAUGCUCCUUCGGGAUCGUCUUCUAAAGCUGAUGUCUUACCACCAGUUGAGUUACCUACUUUCAGGCCAAGCAGUGCAGCCAGUGUAUCCGUACACUCUGUACAUAAUGAUGCCCCGACUACUACACCAAGUCAACUAGUUGAUGAAGAAAAUUGGGAUGAGCCGGGGACACCUCAUAGUGUCUCUCAAGUUGUAAUGCCUACCUUCAAACCUCCAACUACUUCUUUUUCAGAAAAAAAUGACGAAGAAGAUUGGGAUGCAGAACCAUCCCAAGCAAAGACUGGCAAUGGAUAUCCAAAGAAUAUUCCAUCUUUUUCAUCACGAAAUUCAGAUGGUGCAUAUUCCAACAGUCAAAGAUACGAUGAUAACUGGAAAUCCAACAAAUAUCAAAGGUCUAGAAAUUUCGAUUCUAAUAACGAUCACUUCAGUCGAUCAGAUCCAUUCUCCCGUCAUUCAGGUCGUGGGAACUACAGAAAUAAUUCAUAUGAUCGUGGAAGCAGAGGUAGUAGAGGUAACAGGGGAGGUAGAGGCAGAGGUGGUAGAGAUUUUAAUUCAUCUUUUGGUUCACGUGAUAAUUCAAGAAGUAGGGGAGAUAGAGAUGAUAAACCCUACAGAAGUAACGACAGGCCAUAUCAACCGCCAGCUUCUUUCCAACAGACUGUAGUGCAUGAUGAAGAAGAUUGGGAUUCACCAACUGGUUUUGCCAGUAAAUCUGCUGAAAAAAGUGGUCCACCUCCACUACCAACUAUUGCUCCUAUCAUACAAUCGCAACCAGUAAUGGAAGAAGAAUCUUGGGAUUAACUUAAAAAUUUAUGCAAAGUGCCUACGAGCAUUUUUACAAAUACUUAAUGGUUAUGUUGCAUAAAACAUAAGUUUCCAUUAUUGUGCAGGGAUUUCAUCAAGUUAUCUUAAUGAGCAGCAGAAAAAAUUAAUGAUAUUUACAAGAUCACUUUAUUUUACUAAACAAGUAGCCGUGACGUUAUCAAU